ACCAUUCGAGAGAAGUGACCGAACCUCAGUCACUGCUCCGUUUGCAAAACUGUGACAGAGUUGUGUUACCGGAGGGAUGACAGUGUGGCGAGUGUUGUGCUUCCUUGUGUUGAUCACACGCGAAACGAGAUGUGACGAACAGACCCAGCGAACGCCAAACUUCGUCGUUAUGCUGAUGGAUGAUAUGGGAUGGGGCGAUCCUGGCAUCUACGGGCAUCCCUCGAAAGAAACGCCUCACUUGGACCUCAUGGCUUCGGAAGGAAUGCUCUUCACAGAUUUUUACACGGCCAAUCCUCUCUGCUCUCCCUCGCGUGCUGCCUUGCUUACCGGACGGCUGCCAAUCAGGAACGGGUUCUACACCACAAACGAUCACGCCAGGAAUGCCUAUACACCACAAGAAAUCGUAGGUGGCAUUCCGGACGAAGAGCUACUUAUUUCGGAGCUACUGGAGCACGCUGGUUACCGCAACAAGAUCGUCGGAAAAUGGCAUCUCGGUCACAGGCCCCAGUACCUACCUUUACGACAUGGGUUCCACGAAUGGUACGGUUCUCCAAACUGCCACUUUGGACCAUAUGACGACGUCAGUCGUCCAAACAUCGCUUUCUUUCGGAACAACUCCAUGAUCGGAAGGUACUACGAAGAUUUCAAAAUCGACCGUCACACAGGAGAGUCCAAUUUGACAAGAAACUACCUCGAGGAAGCUGUGUCGUUCAUCAAGACUCAAUCAGACAGAAAUUCUCCCUUCUUCCUCUACUGGGCCCCGGAUGCAACACAUGGUCCGGUGUACGCUUCGAAAGAGUUCCGUGGCAGAAGUCAACGCGGUGUUUAUGGCGACGCUGUACAAGAACUGGAUGCAGCUGUGGGGACCAUACUGGACACCCUCUAUGCUACUGGGCAGGCUAAUAACACCCUUGUGUUCUUCACCUCAGACAACGGAGCUGCCUUAAUGAGUAAGACAGAAGCUGGCAGCAACGGUCCUUUUCUGUGCGGCAAGGAAACGACGUUUGAAGGUGGUCUUCGUGAACCUGCUAUUGCUUGGUGGCCUGGGAACAUUCCUCCAGGAAAGAUAUCUCAUACGCCGUGGACUGUGAUGGACUUGUUCCCUACCAUAGCAGAACUUGCAGGGAUUAAGCUCCCCCCAGGACUCGUCCUCGACGGAACUAGUUUGGUCAACCAUCUGCUGACGCGUCACGCAAGUCCACCUCCACUCAAUCAGGCCAUUUUCUAUUAUCGAGGAAACGAGCUCAUGGCUCUGAGAUACGGGCUCUACAAAGCUCACUUCUGGUGCUGGACGAACUCCUGGGAAGAGUAUCAAAAUGGGGUCGACUUCUGUCCCGACAUUGAAGUCAACAACAUAACGAGCCACAUUCAGCGCAACUACACUUCGCUUCCUGUGCUAUACCAUUUGGGAAAAGAUCCCGGCGAGAAAUUUCCCAUCCCGUCUAAUUCUGCAGAAUACCGCCAGAACAUUGGCAUCCUCUUGGAGCAGUACCACAAACAUCUCUCGCAUCUUGUCCCUGCAAAGCCGCAGCUCAACUGGUGUGACAAGUCCGUUAUGCACUGGUCUCCGCCAGGAUGCGAAGCUAUCAACAGAUGCCUGCCUGUACCACCAAGUCAACCACAUCUGUGCAAGUGGCCGCAUUGAAGAAUGAGUACUUAGUAGAACGCAGUUACUGUGUGUACUAUGCCAGAGAAAACCUGCACUAACCAAAAGGAGAAAAAAAUAUUAACAGGCUUACGUUAGACUACAGGGUACGGUGUUAAACCGACUGGUGUCAGUAAGGUAGUAGUGCAACCAUAAAUAUUUUACGCUGAAUAAGUUCAUAUUUUACGUGCACUUUCACACACCU
Messenger RNA from Ornithodoros turicata, 1850 nucleotides. RefSeq names its product N-acetylgalactosamine-6-sulfatase-like. The record is from RefSeq and is a predicted model, not a curated record. Lineage: Eukaryota; Metazoa; Arthropoda; Arachnida; Ixodida; Argasidae. The transcript is spliced from 14 exons. The coding region runs from base 77 to 1645 and encodes 522 amino acids. Gene Ontology annotation, molecular function: arylsulfatase activity.